Messenger RNA from Saccostrea echinata, 2326 nucleotides. Its product is annotated as vacuolar ATPase assembly integral membrane protein VMA21-like. Gene Ontology annotation, cellular component: endoplasmic reticulum membrane. Lineage: Eukaryota; Metazoa; Mollusca; Bivalvia; Ostreida; Ostreidae. Gene Ontology annotation, biological process: vacuolar proton-transporting V-type ATPase complex assembly. The transcript has 3 exons. The record is from RefSeq and is a predicted model, not a curated record. The coding region runs from base 15 to 299 and encodes 94 amino acids.
GAGAUAGCUAAGACAUGGCGGACGAUCUUCGAAGCAGAAUAAUGGGUGAUGAAGCACGGACAAACAGUGUGAUGAAGACGAUGAUCCUCUUUAGCUUGUCCAUGAUCUUCUUCCCAGUUUUCUUGUAUUUCUUUUCCAAAAGCAUGUUCUUUCAAGGAGUCAUGGGGAUUUCCAGUCAAGACAGCUCUUUCUAUGCAGCAUUUGUUGCUAUAGGAACAGUACAUAUCAUACUAGGACUUUUUUUGUACACAGCAUUUACAGAGGACACUACAAGGCCUUCAGAUCUAAAGGCAGACUAGGAAGAUUGUGCUUACAAGCUAUCAUACAUCUGUAUGAUUGAAUAUAAAAGGGGUAGAUUUCUAUGUAUUAGGGGUAUACAUGUACAUGUAUACAUGUAGAUGAAAAUGGGUGAUUGAACAAUUAGUGUAUGUGCAAUAUUGAUUAAGUAUUUGAAUACAGUUGUACAUUUUUGAUUAUAAAUAUCAAUCAUAAGGGUUAAUAGUGUAAAUAACGUUCAGGAACCUUGUACUUUCUAAAGCAGAUGUGUGCUAGACAGUCCAAUUUCAUCAUUAGUAAAUUGAAAACAGAUUGAGGAUUAACAUAACAUAAUGUCUGAAGUUUUAAAUUUUAAAGAAGUCAUAAAAUACAAUGUUAAAUUCCUUUGUAUCAUCAUACACAUACAUGUCAUUACAGUUUAUGAUAAUUAUAUCAGUUUUAUGUAUGGUUAUCUAUCCAUGUACAAGUUCAGACUGAUUGAUAAGGCCAAAAAAUUUAAUAGUUUCUCAGGCACCGCCGCGUCAGGUCAAAAACUGCCCCAUUGAUCAAUUUUAUUGAAAUAUUGAAAAGGGAAAUAACUCAAUUUUCUAAUUUUCCAGGUUGAGAAAGAAAAUCGAGUUAUUCCCCUUGUCAUAAAUGCUUAUAGAUAGACGUUUUUAUUAGAUAAACAAUAUACCGUAUAUACUCGCCUAUAAGUCGGUUUUUUGGGAGUUGAAUUUUGGUCCAAAACUCUAUGUCCGACUUAUAGGCAAGUCAUAAAAAAUUGGCAUUAUUUUGAACGGCAACAUGUAGUAUUUUAUAAACCUGUCCGACGAUAAUCAUUGAAUAAAGUCUGGAUAUAUUAUAUCAUUUUUUGUAUUCUAAGAUUAUGCAUGAAGUACAAGUAUUUACAUAUUUCAAUAAUAUAAUUUUUCUCUUAAGUGUGCGUUAGUUAUUUUUUUGUAAUGAUUUAAAAUUAAAUAUUGGCAUCAUUUCUAAAAAAAAAAAACUUAAACCAGGUUAAAACAUCAUUAAAACAUUGAUUUGAAAUUGUCAGUUGGUUCUUGCAAAAAGUUGUACUGACUUAUAUGCGGGUAAAUUGCAAAUCCCUCCAAAAUAACCUCAAAAAUUACAACCGACUUAUAGGCGAGUAUAUAUGGUAUUUCUUGUUAAUACAAUAUUUUUUUAAUUAACUUUUAAACAAAUGUUUGGAAUAACAUUAUAUAAAGUUGAAUACAUAUGAUAAAUGUAAGAGAACAAAAAAGUAAGAAUCAGUUGAAAUCAUCAUUUUGUUGAACGACUGACAAAAAAAGAUAAAACACUUGCUUAAAAAAAAAACAACAACAACAACAAAAAAAACUGCCUGCCGCAUUGAAUUUUGAAAUUUUUGACCUGAGAAACUUAUAUUCAUUACAAAUUUACAAUGUAAUUUUUUUUUGGCCUAAAGAAAACCAGGUACAGUUUAAAUCUUACUACCUUGUUUACAAGUUAUCAUUGAAAACCAGACAUUGUUUAUAUUUGCUUCGUAUUAGAUAUGUGGACAGAACAGUUAUUAAUGGCUUGUUAAGAUUGGUGUUUGGUGAUAGUACUUUUAUUAAUAUAUGAGCAUCUCUGUCUCUUGAUUUGUUUGUGUGAUUCUAAUGAAACUUCACUAUUGAAUACACUUGAUUUGCUGCUUCAUCGGUUUUUUCACAUGUACAUUCCAUAAAAUGAAGAUUUUUGCCUUACAAUGUUUUAAAUGAGAGAUACAUGUAUAUUAUUACUAACUUUGAUUUCCUGUUAAUGAAAUUUUCAUACAUGCAAGUAUGACUAUAUUUUAUACCAAUAUGUAUCCUUUAUAAAACAGUGAUGAUUUUCAAGAAAUCAUUAUUCAUUUCUUGAUGUUUGCAUCCAAACUUAUCUGUUUCUUUUUAUGGUUCCAUUUCCAUGGCAAUGAUGUCAUAAGGCAUUGCUAUAAUUGUUACACCAAUAAGUUUUAAAGUACAUUUUCUAUCAUUUGUAUUGACUAUUAUUUGUAAAUGUUUAAUGAUUUAAAAAAAAAAUCAAAGAAAAUCCAGUAUGCAAAAUAGAA